Exophiala spinifera is the source of this 4353-nucleotide messenger RNA. RefSeq lists its product as uncharacterized. Gene Ontology annotation, molecular function: ABC-type transporter activity; ATP hydrolysis activity; ATP binding. Lineage: Eukaryota; Fungi; Ascomycota; Eurotiomycetes; Chaetothyriales; Herpotrichiellaceae. The coding region runs from base 1 to 4353 and encodes 1450 amino acids. Gene Ontology annotation, biological process: transmembrane transport. Gene Ontology annotation, cellular component: membrane. The transcript has 6 exons. The record is from RefSeq and is a predicted model, not a curated record.
AUGGUUUCUUCAUCACUGACCGACCAAGAUGAUAGCGACGACUGUCAAAUCACGGUCGCUCCCAAACAGUCCUCGCUGUCUGAAGUCCACACCCGCCUCAGCAAAACCUACAGCAGAGGUAUCGAGGCAGACCGUCGGUCGAGCGCUUUCAAUGGAUCGACGCUAUCUAAGAUCCGCAGCCACCUCAGCAGAACACACAGUCAAGCUACAGAAUUGGAGGAGACGGAGGAUGAGGUUGACUGGCGCACCCUGCCAGGGUUGACCACCGCAUCUCCAGUGGACCGAAGCCUUGGUCUGACCUGGAAGAACUUGACCAUCAAAGGAGCAGCCACGGGAGGAACCAUCAAUGAGAAUGUGUCCUCACAGUUCGUCCCGCCGUUCUUGAGAAAAGACAGGUUCACGACCACAUCGGUGAAAACGAUAAUCAACAACAGCUCUGGCUGCGUAAAGCCAGGUGAGAUGCUGCUGGUGCUAGGCCGUCCCGGCGCAGGUUGUACAUCACUCUUGAAAGUCCUAGGCAAUCGGCGCAAAGGCUUUAAAGAGAUCGAGGGCCAGGUGAUGUAUGGGUCGUUCAGCCAUGAACAAGCUGAGCAGUACCGCGGGCAAAUUGUGAUGGAUGAAGACGAGAAUACGUUUUUCCCGACUCUGACCGCGGGAGAAACCAUCGACUUUGCUACACGUCUGAAUGUUUCACAUGACGGCCCGACCGGAUCCGGCUCCCCAGAGGAGGCAAGACGCGCAACUGUGGACUUUCUCUUCCGCAUGCUGAAAAUUUCCCAUACCAAAGAUACGAGAGUCGGAAACGAAUACAUCCGCGGUGUCUCUGGUGGUGAGCGAAAACGUGUUGGCAUCCUGGAGGUUAUCGCUGCCCAGGGCAGUAUAUGUCUCUGGGACAACUCCACGAGGGGCUUGGACGCAAGCACGGCACUGCUGUACGUUCAAUCCGUCAGGAAGCUAACGGACCUGUUUGGCCUUUCAUCGAUCGUCACGCUCUAUCAAGCUGGUAACGGCAUUUACAAUCUGUUCGACAAGAUCUUGGUGCUCGAAGACGGUGAGCAGAUCUACUACGGACCAAAGGACUCGGCAAGGUCAUUCUUCGAAGACCUUGGCUUUGUCUGUGCAGACGGUGCCAACAUCGCGGACUUUUUGACAGCAGGAGUCACCGUGCCCACUGAACGCCGAAUUCGUAAAGGCUACGAGCCUCGUUUCCCAAAAACCGGUGCAGAGAUUCGCGCACGAUUCGAGUCCUCGGCGAUUAACAGGAACAUGAAGGCUGAACUGGACUAUCCUGACGCAGCGUCGACCAAGGAGCUGACAGCGAAUUUUGCCGACAUGGUCAAACGCGAGAAACACCCGGGCUUGCUAGCCAAGCGGUCCCCGUAUACGGUCAGUUUCUGGUCUCAGCUGAAAGCCAGCGUCAGACGUCAGGUCCAGAUUCUCAGAGGCGAUAAAACGGUUCUGUUCGUCAAACAGGGCUCGAACAUCAUCCAAGCACUUACGGUCGGCGCACUUUUCUACAACGCGCCGGACACUUCAACAGGCACCUUUCUUCGCAACGGCACUCUCUUCACAGCUAUUGUGUUCAAUGUCUUUCUGGCACAAUCUGAGGUUACCGAUUCCUUCGUUGGCCGCUCUGUUCUGACCAAACACCGCAGUCUGGCAUUUCACCACCCUGCGGCCUGGUGUCUGGCGCAAAUCAUUACCGAUAUCCCCAUCGUCCUCUUCCAAAUCACGGCUUUCUCUCUUCCGGUCUAUUUCAUGGUGGGACUGACUCAGUCCGCUGGCGUAUUCUUCACAUUCUGGUUCAUACUCAUCUCCGUGACAUUCUGUCUUACAGCUUUCUUCCGAGCCGUUGGAGCCGGUUCCAAAACGUUCAACGAUGCAAGCAAGCUUUCUGGUGUCGCUGUCCUGUCGCUGCUCUUGUACAGCGGAUACAUGAUCGCAAAAGGCGCCAUGAAGCCCUGGUUUGUCUGGCUCUACUGGAUCGACCCAAUCGCGUACACAUUGAACGCACUUCUUUCCAAUGAAUUGCACGGCAAAAUCAUCAGUUGCGCCGGACCAAAUCUUGUUCCCACGGGACCGGGAUACAAUUCACCGGAGAAUCAGGCAUGUACAGGCGUUCGUGGCGCGACGCCUGGGCAAAUCGCCGUUUCUGGAGAACAAUACCUGGACUCUCUCAGUUACAGCCACUCGCACCUUUGGAGGAAUGUCGGCAUCGUUUGGGUUUGGUGGGCAUUCUUCGUCUUCCUGACAAUCCUUGGCACCUCGACGUGGCAAAGUAUCUCGUCCCAGAACGGAGUUCUCGCGAUUCCGAGAGAACUCGCGGAAAAAGCACGACUCCCGACCGAGGACGAAGAAUCACGAGGCCGUACCGGUGCAACGACACCGGCAAGUAGCUCGUCUCUCGGCCCCAUCGAUGAGAAAAGGGCCAACGAACGACUCAACCAGAACAAAUCCAUCUUCACAUGGAAGAACCUGAACUAUACUGUUUCGACUGCGCACGGCCCUCGCCAAUUACUCGACAACGUUCAUGGAUGGGUCAAACCGGGCCAAUUGGGUGCACUAAUGGGCUCUUCGGGCGCCGGCAAGACGACUCUUAUGGACGUGCUAGCACAGCGGAAAACCGAUGGCACAAUCACCGGGUCGGUUCUGGUGGAUGGCGAGCCACUUCCGCUCAACUUCCAACGGUCCGCUGGAUAUUGCGAACAGCUUGACGUUCACGAACCCCUGGCUACCGUGAGAGAAGCAUUGGAGUUUUCCGCCCUUCUACGUCAGCCGGGGUCUACUCCGAGAGAAGAGAAGCUGGCCUAUGUCGACGUGAUCAUUGACCUACUCGAGAUGCACGAUAUCGAGAACUGUUUGGUCGGUCAUGCCGGCGGCGAAGGCUUGUCGGUCGAACAACGGAAGCGCCUGACCAUCGGUGUCGAGCUCGUCGCCAAGCCCAGCAUCCUGACUUUUCUCGACGAACCCACCUCUGGUCUCGACGGCCAGGCGGCCUACAACAUCAUACGGUUCCUCAAAAAGCUAGCAGCCGCGGGCCAAGCCAUUCUCGUCACCAUCCACCAACCCAGCGCCCAACUCUUCUACGAGUUUGACACGUUACUUCUCCUCACCCGAGGCGGCAAAACGGCGUACUUUGGGGAGAUCGGGGAUCACGCCGCCACCUUGAAAGAAUACUUCGGCCGCCACGACGCCGCAUGUCCGCCAGACAAGAACCCGGCUGAACACAUGAUCGACGUCGUGUCCACCAGGAAGAAGGACUGGCACCGGAUUUGGCUCGAGUCGCCCGAACACGACGCAAUGCUGUCGGAACUCAACGGCACCGUUGAGAAGGUCAGGGGGCAUCAUACACACGUGGCCGACGAAGACGAGGAGUUCGCCACGGGCCUGUGGUCCCAGAUCAAGCUUGUCACCCUGCGGAUGACGAGGUCCAUGUAUCGAAACCCAGAGUACGUCAACAACAAGUUCUCGUUGCACAUCAUCACUGGACUCUUGUCCGGCUUCAGUUUCUGGCAGAUCGGUGACAGCGUGAGCGAUCUCAACCUCCGCAUGUUUUCGACUUUUCAAUUCAUCUUCGUUGCGCCGGGAGUCAUUAACCAACUACAGCCCCUGUUCAUCGAGAAACGCGACAUCUAUGAUGCUCGAGAGAAGAAGUCGAGGAUGUACAGCUGGAAAGCCUUCGUCACUGGUCUGAUCCUCUCGGAGAUGCCGUAUCUCGUCGUCUGUGCCGCCCUGUACUUUUUCACCUUUUACUACACCGUCGGCUUCUCCGGCGAGUCCAGCAAGGCGGGCCCCUCGUUCUUCAUGAUGCUGCUGUACGAAUUCCUGUACACCGGCAUUGGCCAAUUCAUUGCGGCGUACGCGCCAAACGCGACCGCGGCAGCCCUCGCCAACCCUGUUGUACUCUUCACCAUGGUCGGCUACUGCGGCGUCCUCGUGCCGUACGACCAGCUUGUCGACGGUCUACGCUACUGGUUGGCCUGGCUGAACCCCUUCACCUACCUCAUGUCCGGUUUGCUGCUUUUUCCAAACUGGGACGUCGUGAUCAAGUGCAGUGAGAAUGAGCUGGCCGUCUUCGACCCGCCUGCCAACCAGACCUGCGCACAGUAUUUGGAGGACUACAUCGCGAGUCCCUACGGGAUGUCGAGCAAUCUUCUGAACCCCGACGCCCAGGCCGGCUGUCAGGUCUGCCAGUAUCGGUACGGAAGUGACUGGCUCAGGUCUCUCAACAUCAAGGAGCGCUACUACGGGUGGAGGGAUAUAGGGAUCGUGGCGAUCUUCGUCUGCUCCAGCUAUGCGCUUGUGUUUUUGUUGAUGAGAUUGCGAACAAAGAAGAGCAAGAAGGCCGAAUGA